Messenger RNA from Phragmites australis (common reed), 1378 nucleotides. RefSeq names its product syntaxin-124-like. Gene Ontology annotation, cellular component: endomembrane system; plasma membrane; SNARE complex. Lineage: Eukaryota; Viridiplantae; Streptophyta; Magnoliopsida; Poales; Poaceae. Gene Ontology annotation, biological process: intracellular protein transport; vesicle fusion; exocytosis. The transcript has 2 exons. The coding region runs from base 216 to 1139 and encodes 307 amino acids. Gene Ontology annotation, molecular function: SNARE binding; SNAP receptor activity. The record is from RefSeq and is a predicted model, not a curated record.
UUAGUGUGAGAGAAUCACUAUCUCCUACGGGGGAGGGAGGCCUUCCUUUCUACCAGUUCCUGCCGAUUGUCAAUUCCUUGGACGCCAUAUAUCCAUGAAUCCAUCUAGGGCGGCAAGCCAAGGCCAUUCUUUCAAACUCGCCGUAGUUAUUGUCGCAUAACCCAUCAUUUUUUUCGUUCAGUUCCUGAUGCACUAGCUGAUCGAUUGUAUACAAGAUGAACGACCUGUUCUCGUCGAGCUCGUUCAAGAAGUAUGCGGAUGCGAAUCCGCAGCCGUCGGCGGGAGACAUGGAGGCCGGCGGCGAGAACGUGGUGAACCUCGACAAGUUCUUCGAGGACGUGGAGGCGGUGAAGGAGGACAUGCGCGAGCUGGAGGGCAUGUACAAGCGCCUCCAGUCCGCGAACGAGGAGAGCAAGACGGCGCACGACGCCCGCGCCGUCAAGUCCCUCCGCGCCCGCAUGGACGCCGACGUCGAGCAGGUUCUCCGCCGCGCCAAGGCCGUCAAGGGCAAGCUCGAGGCCCUCGACCGCUCCAACGCCACCUCCCGCAAGGUCCCCGGCUGCGGGCCAGGCUCCUCUGCCGAUCGCACCCGCACCUCCGUUGUCGCCGGCCUCGGCAAGAAGCUCAAGGACCUCAUGGACGACUUUCAGGGGUUGAGGACGAGGAUGGCGGCGGAGUACAAGGAGACGGUGGCGCGGCGGUACUACACAGUGACGGGGGAGAAGGCUGAGGACAGCACGAUCGAGUCGCUCAUCUCAUCGGGGGAGAGCGAGUCGUUCCUGCAGAAGGCGAUCCAAGAGCAAGGGCGCGGGCAGGUGAUGGACACCAUAUCGGAGAUCCAGGAGCGGCACGACGCCGUGAAGGAUAUCGAGUGCAGCCUGAUGGACCUGCACCAGGUGUUCCUGGACAUGGCCGCGCUCGUGGAAGCGCAGGGGCACCAGCUCAACGACAUCGAGAGCCACGUCGCGCACGCCAGCUCCUUCGUGCGCCGCGGCACCGUCGAGCUGGAGACCGCGCGCGAGUACCAGAAGAGCAGCCGCAAGUGGAUGUGCAUCGCCGUCCUCGCCGGGGUCGUGCUCGUGGCCGUCCUCGUCCUGCCCGUCCUCGUCAACCUCCGCAUCUUGACGCUCCCCAGAUGAUUCAUCUCCGUGAUGUCGCGAUUCUCACUUCUUGUUGUUCUUGUCUCUUGAACCGUACUUCGUUUUACCAAGGAUUUCGGUUUUUUUUGUUUUGAGGGCUGUACCUUUUUCCUUCUUUUUUGGUAGAAAUAGUAGUGUUCAAAAGCAGGAACUACUAGAUUGAGAAGACAUGCUUGGGACGUCUGAAACUGUGACCUAUAGUGAUUAUACUGGUUUCGGUAUUUCGACAUUGAAGCCAA